This is a messenger RNA of Exophiala mesophila, 1342 nucleotides long. RefSeq lists its product as uncharacterized. The transcript has a single exon. Gene Ontology annotation, molecular function: oxidoreductase activity. The record is from RefSeq and is a predicted model, not a curated record. The coding region runs from base 262 to 1125 and encodes 287 amino acids. Lineage: Eukaryota; Fungi; Ascomycota; Eurotiomycetes; Chaetothyriales; Herpotrichiellaceae.
GACUUCAUCCAGACCAACAUGAGCAACAGAUGAGUAACAUCAACCAGGUUCUAAUGCCCUUGUACAAGUUGUGACAAGAAAUAUCCAACUCAGGACGGAUACUGGACUAUAGCCGACCCUGGUCCCUUCUUUUUGGAUGCCGAGGUAGCCUUACCCCACGGCAAUCCACCGCAUAGGAAAGAAAGAUAUAAACAAACGAUCAAUCUCGGUCAGUGUCCUUACAUCACACCCUUCAAUACCCUGCCCUUCGAGACUUCCGCCAUGCAGAUCAAAGAUCGUACAUUCAUCGUCUCAGGCGGCUCGAGUGGUCUAGGGCUGGCCACGGUGAUAACUCUGUUGGAAAACGGAGCCAAUGUCUCGAUCCUCGACAUCAACCCUCCCCCAGCCUCUGCCCUCGCCCAGUUUCCUUCUUCACGAACCCUAUUCACCAAGACCGACGUGUCAUCCUCAUCCUCACUACAGACGGCUGUCAAGAACACGAUUCAAUGGAUCACAAAGUCGGCAAACCCGGCGCCUUUAUCAGGUACCAUCUGCAGCGCAGGCAUUGGGACAGCAGCACUCAGUCUCCCAAAACAAGCGCCCGAUGCGACCCACGAGACGGUUAAAUACAUGGACAUGGCCGACUUUGACCGCACCCUCGGGAUCAACCUGCGUGGCACGGUGGACUUGAUCCGGCUGACGCUGCCACAUAUGGCGCUCAACAAGCCUUGGGGCGAAGACGGCGAGCGUGGAAUCGUUGUCGUCGUGGCCUCCGUUGCUGCCUAUGAAGGCCAGGUUGGCCAGCUCGCCUACAGCGCUAGCAAAGGUGGCGUCGCCAGCAUCGUCCUCCCACUUGCCCGGGAGUUGGGCCAGAAGGCCGGCAUCCGCGUCCUCGGCAUCGCCCCAGGAGCCUUCCAGACAGGCAUGACGGUUUCCACAUCCAAGCCAGGAGCAUCGGGCCAGGCCAAACCCAAAGGCUCAACGGCCAAUCGUGCCGCCAUCAACUCGGAGAUGUUGCAGUAUCCUAAGCGCAUGGGAAAGGGCGAGGAAUUCGCCCGUCUGGUACGAGACAUGGUUGAAAACCCCAUGCUCAACGGCCAAGUCAUUCGCUUGGACGGCGCCGUUAGACUUCCCACCCGGCUGUGAGACAUGGCUGUCGCCCUUCUCGAGUAUCGAGGUUCUCAAGCGUUACGACCUAGUAGUGCGAAAUUUCCUCCAGCGAAGGACAUUCACCGUGCAACAUCUGGACUAUCGCAUCGGGCGUAGUAGUGUAUUCGUCAGAAAAUGUCUAAACCUGAGAUCUAAUUAUCAAAACAUCUUCGUCCUCUUCCAUCACGACGCCUUAGGCAAUGUCGGAAACCAG